AUGGAUUCUCUUCAACACUCUAACUCAAGCACGCCUCUGGAGAGUGAAUCUCCAAGUGUCAUCGAUACCCCGGCCACGGAGUCUUCUAUUUUGAUCGAUAACAUUGAUGAGUUGCUCCGAAGACUUCCACAAGAGAAUCAAUGCAUUCUCGUCACUGGUGGGUUGGGAUUCAUUGGGAGUCACACCUCUCUAGAGCUUCUGAAAGCCGGAUACAAUGUUAUUGUGAUCGACAACCUGAGCAACUCUUUCGAGGUUGUGUUCGACCGUAUCAAUCUCUUGGCUAAAAAGCACCACGAAAAAAAUGGCACAAGUAUGCCAACAUUGCGACUGCACGCUCACGACUACCGUGACACCUCCGCCCUGGAAGAACUCCUUCAGGAGUAUCGCCUGCCCUCCCGCUGGGGCGCACCCAAGUCAAGAAUCGCUGGUGUCAUUCACUUCGCGGCUUAUAAGGCUGUGGAGGAGAGCAUCAAACAUCCGCUCAAGUACUACGCCAACAAUGUGAGCGGUCUGAUUGAUUUUGCUUCGACGCUAGGCGAUUUUGGCAUCAAGACCUUCAUCUUCUCUUCCUCGGCCACUGUUUACGGCACAUUGGCUACUUCGGGCCUUCCCCUGAAGGAAGAGCUGUGUGUUCACAAGGAAGAGCGAGUCACCGAUCACAAUGGCCAGACCAAGACAGUACAGCCAGGAUGCACUGGCAUCACCAACCCCUAUGGCCGCACCAAGUGGAUUUGCGAGACCAUUCUGGCCGACCUUGCAGCCUCGGAUCCUGAGUGGACUAUUGUGGCCCUCCGUUACUUCAACCCUGUCGGAUGUGACUCUUCUGGCCUUCUGGGAGAGGAUCCGCGACAGGCACCCACCAACCUGCUCCCUGUGGUUGUCAAGGUGAUGACCGGUCAAUACGCCGAGCUCCAGAUGUUUGGUACCGACUGGGAGACUUCCGAUGGGACAGCCGUCCGUGACUUCAUUCACGUCACCGAUCUUGCUCGGGGUCACAUCGCUGCCCUCAGCACUGCCAAUGAGGGCAAGUUGCUUGAGAACUUCCGAACUUUCAAUCUUGGCACAGGCUCCGGGAACUCUGUCAUGGAUGUUGUUUCCACCAUGGAGUCUGUCAUUUCUCGGUCCAUUCCCCGAAAGGCGGCGCCUCGCCGUGAGGGUGACGUUGGCUACUGUGUAGCAGUCGCCGACCGAUCUCAUCAAGAACUCAAAUGGAAGACGGAGAAGUCAUUGGAGGAUGCUUGCAAGGACAUUUGCACCUUCCUCGAUGUCAGCGGACUUUCAUCAUGA
Penicillium oxalicum is the source of this 1287-nucleotide messenger RNA. Its product is annotated as NAD-dependent epimerase/dehydratase family protein. Gene Ontology annotation, biological process: beta-D-galactose catabolic process via UDP-galactose, Leloir pathway. Bases 1 to 1287 code for a protein of 428 amino acids. The transcript has a single exon. The record is from RefSeq and is a predicted model, not a curated record. NCBI's taxonomy places the organism in Eukaryota, Fungi, Ascomycota, Eurotiomycetes, Eurotiales, Aspergillaceae. Gene Ontology annotation, molecular function: UDP-glucose 4-epimerase activity. Gene Ontology annotation, cellular component: cytosol.